Molecule: messenger RNA, 4590 nt
Organism: Diorhabda sublineata
Lineage: Eukaryota; Metazoa; Arthropoda; Insecta; Coleoptera; Chrysomelidae
Product: exosome component 10-like
Exons: 20
Coding region: 143-4516 (1457 amino acids)
Biological process (GO): RNA processing
Cellular component (GO): nuclear exosome (RNase complex)
Molecular function (GO): ATP binding; 3'-5' exonuclease activity; ATP hydrolysis activity
Source: RefSeq, a predicted model, not a curated record
CAAUGUCAGUUAGGAGUGCAUCCACCACAAAUUUUACAUCAUUUCUUUUCCUUUUGUGUCCGUUCCCUUUGAGGACACAUGUAAUUUUGGUCUAAUUUUAUUUUUAGGUAUUAAUCAGCAAACUCAAAUAAAAUUAUUCAUUAUGCCAUCCGACGCAAAAAAACGUGAACAACAACGUAAAAAAGAAGCAGCGAAAGCAAGACAAGCCGCUGGGAAAAAAGUCGAAAAACCGAAAACCGAAGAACAAAAUGAUGUUACUAAAACUAAUGGUCAUGACAACAAUUCCACUACCAACGGAUCUAUAGAACUUAGCGCGGAAGAGGCUUUAUGUGCGAAACUCGAAGCCGAUGCUCGUUUAAAUGCGGAAGCUCGUGCUUGCACCGGCUCUCUAGCGGUUCAUCCAAAAUCUAGAGAUGUAAAAAUAGCGAAUUUUUCCAUAACUUUCCAUGGUUGUGAAAUGUUACAAGAUGCUCUACUGGAGUUGAAUUGUGGAAGAAGAUACGGUCUCCUAGGUUUAAAUGGUAGUGGAAAAUCCACGAUUUUAGCUGUGCUAGGUAACAGGGAAGUACCCAUUCCAGAACAUAUAGAUAUUUUCCAUUUAACUAGAGAAAUGCCCGCGUCUGAUAAAACCGCCCUACAAUGUGUAAUGGAAGUUGAUGAAGAAAGAGUUCGACUAGAAAAGUUAGCAGAAGAAUUGGUGGCUUGUGAUGAUGACGAAUCCCAGGAACAGUUGAUGGACAUCUACGAAAGAUUGGAUGAUAUGGCGGCUGAUACAGCCGAAGCUAGGGCUGCUAAUAUCCUCCAUGGUCUUGGUUUCACUCGCGAGAUGCAAAAUAAGAAAACUAAAGAUUUCAGUGGAGGAUGGAGAAUGCGUAUCGCUUUAGCCAGAGCCCUUUAUGUCAAACCUCAUUUGCUGCUAUUAGAUGAACCUACUAAUCAUUUAGAUUUGGAUGCUUGCGUAUGGUUAGAAGAAGAAUUAAGAAAUUAUAAAAGAAUUUUGGUUUUGAUUUCUCAUUCUCAAGAUUUCUUGAACGGAGUAUGCACAAAUAUAAUACACAUAAAUAAAAAGAGGCUUAAAUAUUACACAGGUAAUUAUGACGCUUUCGUUAAAACCAGAAUGGAAUUGCUGGAAAACCAAAUGAAGCAAUAUAAUUGGGAACAGGACCAAAUUAACCACAUGAAAAAUUACAUAGCACGUUUCGGUCACGGUUCGGCUAAAUUGGCUCGACAGGCGCAAUCAAAAGAAAAAACACUUGCUAAAAUGGUAGCGCAAGGUUUGACAGAAAAAGUUGUUAGUGAUAAAAUUGUUAGUUUCUAUUUUCCGAGUUGCGGUACAAUACCACCGCCCGUGAUCAUGGUACAGAACGUUAGUUUUAGAUAUAACGACUCGUCUCCUUUGAUAUACAAAAAUUUGGAGUUCGGUAUCGACUUGGAUACGAGAUUGGCUCUUGUGGGGCCCAACGGAGCAGGAAAAAGUACUUUGUUGAAAUUAUUAUAUGGCGAGUUAACCCCAACCGAGGGUAUGAUUAGAAAAAAUUCCCAUUUACGUAUUGCCCGUUACCAUCAACAUUUACACGAAUUGCUGGAUUUAGAUCUAUCCCCACUAGAGUACAUGAUGAAAGAAUUCCCGGAUAUAAAGGAAAAGGAAGAAAUGAGGAAGAUAAUUGGACGGUACGGUCUCACCGGAAGACAACAGGUGUGCCCCAUCAGGCAAUUAUCGGAUGGUCAAAGAUGCAGGGUGGUGUUUGCUUGGUUGGCUUGGCAAGUACCCCAUAUGCUUUUCCUCGACGAACCCACCAACCAUUUGGACAUGGAGACCAUCGACGCUCUAGCCGAUGCUAUAAACGAAUUCGAAGGCGGAAUGGUUUUGGUCAGUCACGAUUUCAGGUUAAUCAGUCAGGUUGCUGAAGAGAUUUGGGUGUGUGAGAAGGGUACGGUAACUAAAUGGCCGGGUGAUAUUCUAUCUUAUAAGGACCAUUUGAAGUCGAAAAUAUUGAAAGAUGCCGAUGGUUAUAAAACAUUGAUGGAAACAAUUAAACAUUCAAAUAAUCUGCCACAAGGCUCCAAUUGGAAUUUCUACAAUACUCACAGCGGUUUUGUGAAAAUAAUUAACGACGAAAGUGAAAACGUGCUUAAACAAAUUAAUGUCCUCCUUAGAACGAAUCAGGUGGAGGGUAAUAUGCGCAAUAGAUGCUUGGAGGAAAAAACAGAACUUCUAGUAGAAGGUAUCGAUAAUAUUUUAGAAAGAGUAGCCAAUAACAUCGAUGAAUUAAAUGGAAUAAAAAAAACUGGCAACGCGCCUAUUAUAAUACAAACUGUGAGUGCCCAUUUACCCGUUAAUGGAUCUUGGAACAAAUCUACAAUUUCGCAGAAUAACUCGAAAAAUAAAGGAAACAUUAUUCAGUUGCUCGGCGCUAAAAACAUCGUUAGACCUCAGAAAUUUUUUAAAGAUAAAAUAAUAAACAGCAGUAGUAUACCAUGGGAACCGAGGAUAAAAGAAAAACCGAAUUCCAUAAAACCUCUUGCCAUAUUUUUGGAAGAAACUGCAAACGGGGAAGAAUAUUCUCAUCCGUACGAGACUGAAUUAGAUAAAUUCAAACCAUUAGAUAAACAAUUAAAAAGGGAAAUUCCAAUUCAGCCUUUACCUGUAGCAGAAACUGCACUAAUAGAAGUAACAGAACCGGCGCAAUUAAAUGAUUUAGUUGAUGUUCUAAACAAAUGUACGGAAUUCGCGGUGGAUUUGGAACAUCAUUCUUACAGAUCAUUCAUGGGGAUCACGUGUCUCAUGCAGAUUUCCACAAGGGAUACGGAUUAUUUGAUAGAUACUCUAUCUUUGAGGGAUUCUCUUUGGUUGUUAAACGAAGUGUUUACUAAACCUACAAUAUUGAAAGUUUUUCAUGGUGCAGAUAUGGAUAUUCAAUGGUUACAACGAGAUUUAUCUUUAUAUGUUGUUAAUAUGUUCGAUACUUAUCAAGCAGCUAAACAAUUGGAAUUAUCGGGUCUUUCUUUGGCUUACCUUAUGCAAAGGUAUUGUAAUUUCCUUCCUAAUAAGCAAUUUCAGUUGGCCGAUUGGAGGAUAAGACCGUUACCAGAGGAAUUGAAGAAUUACGCCCGGGAAGAUACGCAUUACUUGCUGUACAUUUAUCAGAUGUUGAAAAAUGAGUUGUUGGAUAGAGCUAAUGGUAAUACAAACGUUUUAGUUUCUGUUAUAAAUAAAUGUACGGAAGUUUGUAAAACGAGAUAUUUCAAACCUGUUCUACGAGAAGAUACUUACAUGGAUUUUUACAGAAAAUGUAAAAGGUCCUUCGAUAACAGGCAGUUGUAUGCAUUAAAGGAACUAUAUAAAUGGAGGGAUCAAUUAGCAAGAGAAGAAGACGAAAGUACAGGUUACGUAUUACCAAAUCACAUGUUACUCCAAAUAGCCGAAGCAUUACCCAGAGAAAUGCAAGGGAUAUUGGCGUGUUGCAACCCCAUACCACCCCUAGUCAGAUCAAAUUUACUAGAACUCCAUCAAAUUAUAUUACGAGCUAGAGAACAACCAAUAGAAAAGCCGAUCUUUAAAGAAGAUACAAGAGCCAGGGGGACCACCAUGAAGAUAUUUAAAAUAAACGUCGAUAGCCCUUUACAUUGCCCCCACGAUUUAACUAAUACGACUGAGUUUAGGGAUGAUUUACCUACCGUUUUAGGGCACGAUAUUAAUUCUAAUAUAAAAAAGUUGUCGACAAGUCGAUUGGAAAAUGAAUGUACCACAGCGGUUUUGUCGGUAUUCGACAUCAGGGGUGGAGUUGAGGAAAAGAAAAUAAACGAAAAAAUGAAGAGUUUUAAAUUUUUGGAACCUUUCAAAAGAUACAUGUUGGUUAAACCAUACAUACAAAGCGAAGAAAAUAAAUUAACGGCGAAGGAAAAUUCGGAAACUGCACAAAAUGGCGGUACAGUUGAAAGAACAGAUGAAGAGAGAAUCGAAUCGAUACGGGAACACUUUUUGAAUUUAUCCAGAAAAGAAUCGCCCGUCGUCGAACCCGAUCGAUCGUUGGUGCAAAUGGGAGGUACCAAAAGGAGGAGGUCCCCCUCGCCCCCGGUUAGGGAACAAUCGCAGUCGGUGCAUCCGGUUUAUCUACCGAUUUCAAAACAGAAUAGUGACGCGUCAAGGAAACGGAAAUCUAAUGAUAAAUCAGACGAUGCUUCAUCCAAAAAAAAACCGUUCGAUAAACAACAGGAAAAAGUAAGACAAGAAAAAAAUGAAAAACGACUAGAAGAAAAUAAAGAUUCCCAAAACGUAAACAAAACCGCGAAAAAUUCCAAACAGCGAAGGAAAAAAGGACAACAGUUCAGUCCUUACGAUUACAGCUCAGUAGAUUUCAGACAGUUCCAAGGGGGAGCAGGAAGUAUUUCAAAACCACAAGAAACCAAGAAUACUAUUCGGUUUAAGAGAAGAAACUACGAUAGCAAAAGAGGAAACAAAUCAGCCACGUUUGGAAAAACUUCGAUAUUUAGAGGACGAAGCGGGGGACCUUAAUUUUUGAUAAAUACGCAUUAAAAAUGUAUUAAAAUGUUAUUAUUUCGUGUUUGUAUAAUAAAAAUUAUUGAAUA